GCAAAAUUCCAUUGUUGCUUUGUAAACAUCCAUCCUACGACUUUAUUAUCUCAUCGAUCAUCCCACAAUUUACAUUUUCCAUUUUACACUCAAUAAACAAUUGAAAAACAAUAUUCUGAGUUGGUCGCAGUAAAUCAUGGCUCCAUCUCUUGAGGAAAGGCCCGAUGCUGUGCAAGACGUCCUCUCAAAUCCUCUCAAAAAUGCUCCCAAACUUGUCGCCCCAGAACCUGAACAUUGUCCCGGUCCAGAAUCCGAAGCGGCGGGAAAGGCAGAUUCUUGCGCGGGCUGUCCAAACCAAGCCAUAUGCGCAUCCGCACCCAAAGGUCCCGAUCCAGAUAUUCCAGCUAUAACUGCACGUCUUGCUGGUAUCAAACAUAAAGUCUUAAUUCUGUCGGGGAAAGGUGGUGUAGGAAAAAGCACAUUUACAACUUUACUUGCACAUGCCUUCGCAACAAAUGAGGACAACACAGUAGGAAUCAUGGAUACCGAUAUCUGCGGACCGAGUAUACCCAAGAUGAUGGGAGUAGAAACGGAGCAGAUACAUGUUAGUGGUGCAGGUUGGAGUCCAGUAUGGGUUAUGGAGAACUUAGGUGUGAUGAGUGUGCAGUUUAUGCUACCCAAUCGAGACGAUGCCGUGAUAUGGAGAGGGCCAAAGAAAAAUGGAUUGAUCAAGCAGUUUUUAAAGGAUGUAGAGUGGGGAGAGAUGGAUUUCUUAUUGGUGGACACACCUCCAGGAACCAGCGAUGAACAUUUGAGUGUGAAUUCAUUCCUCAAAGAGAGUGGGGUAGAUGGGGCUUUAAUAGUUACAACACCACAGGAAGUUUCACUGUUAGAUGUUAGAAAAGAAAUUGACUUCUGUCGGAAGGCGGGGAUCAAGGUAUUAGGGAUCGUCGAAAACAUGUCAGGAUUCGUCUGCCCAAAAUGCACACACGAAAGUCAAAUCUUCCAAGCAACAACAGGAGGUGCGAGAGCUUUGGCUAAAGAAAUGAAUAUUCCUUUCCUGGGAGCCGUACCACUAGAUCCUCGAAUUGGGAUGUCGUGCGACUAUGGCGAGAGCUUUUUCGAUGCUUGGCCUGAUAGCCCAGCCUGCACGGCAUUGAAGACUGUCGUUAGAAAACUUGGUGAAGAGAUCGGACUCGAUCCCAAGAGCAUAUUACCUGACGAUUGAACAUUCUUCCACGGAGUCCAUUCCCUCACAGAUCAACCGAUAACAAGAUUCGGUCAGCAGAGCGUGAUCAACAUCUGCUCCGAGGCAAUCAGCUCCCUGUUAUGUCUACCAUAAUACUACCCAUACAAUUCGUCAACUUUGCCACGGCUCGGAUCCGUAAUCAGAAAGUGAUGAAAUACCGACAGACACUGAUAUAAUAUCAAGGAUAAUUAGCAUAUAGAAUUCGAACCAAAUAUGAGAUUCAAAAAACAGCUUGAUUAUUGUUCAGCCCAAUGAGCUUAGCAAUGCGGUAUGAUUCUGGCGGCGAGUGCCCACCUAAGUUUCAUCUCUCACUUGAAGUUUGUACACUAGCUUAAAUACACUUGCCUGUUUUAGAUUUCGUCA
Molecule: messenger RNA, 1552 nt
Organism: Botrytis cinerea B05.10
Lineage: Eukaryota; Fungi; Ascomycota; Leotiomycetes; Helotiales; Sclerotiniaceae
Gene: Bcnbp35
Product: Bcnbp35
Exons: 1
Coding region: 137-1168 (343 amino acids)
Biological process (GO): iron-sulfur cluster assembly
Cellular component (GO): cytosol
Molecular function (GO): ATP binding; ATP-dependent FeS chaperone activity; 4 iron, 4 sulfur cluster binding
Source: RefSeq, a predicted model, not a curated record